Messenger RNA from Ixodes scapularis (black-legged tick), 6004 nucleotides. RefSeq names its product arfaptin-2 (gene Arfip). Gene Ontology annotation, molecular function: phospholipid binding; protein domain specific binding. Lineage: Eukaryota; Metazoa; Arthropoda; Arachnida; Ixodida; Ixodidae. The record is from RefSeq and is a predicted model, not a curated record. The transcript has 8 exons. Gene Ontology annotation, cellular component: trans-Golgi network membrane. Gene Ontology annotation, biological process: intracellular protein transport; regulation of Arp2/3 complex-mediated actin nucleation. The coding region runs from base 141 to 1190 and encodes 349 amino acids.
GCCAGCGUUUCCCCCGACAUUUCGGUCGUUUCACAUUAUGGAGUGUUUUCGUUCGUUUCAUUAGAAUUUCGCCAAUUUAAAUGGACCCGCUGAUUACGUGAGAUUAAGCCAACAAAACAUCGCAAGCGGGACAUUCAGUGAUGACCUCGUCGUCGCCGAGCCACAGCAGCAGCGGGUCCCACCGGGAGUUUGAGGAAGACCUGCGCAAGGCCCUGGACGAGGUGCCGCCCCUCAACGAGAGCAGGGACGCGGUCCACUCGGGAGGCGCCAUGCCCCACCCGGAGGGGUCCACCAGGGGAACCCGAGCCCCGCCCCCCACCUCCUUCGGGACUUCCGCGCCCUGGGCCGCCCAGCCUCCGGCGACGACGAGCGUGCCGCUGACGAGCCCGAGCCCGGUGCAGAACGGGAGCGACCCCCGUGUGAUCAAGCCUGGCCAGUCGAAGAUAGACUACCUCAGGCAGUGGAGCGUGUCGACCUACAAGUGCACCCGACAGAUGCUGUCGGAAAAGCUGGGGAAGCAAACUGCAGGCACAAGGACGGUGGACACUGAGCUGGAGGCCCAGAUCGAGCUGCUGAGGGACACCCAGGCCAAGUACCUGCACGUGCUCAGGCUCGCCAGAGCGCUCGCCUCGCACUUCCACCAGGUGGUGCAGACACAGGGGCUACUGGCGGAGGCCUUCCAGGAGCUGGCCCACCGGAGCCCUCCGCUGCAGGAGGAGUUCCGCUACAACGCGGAGGCCCAGCGCUCCCUGGGCCGCAACGGGGAGACCCUGCUCGGUGCGCUCAACUUCUUUGUCUCCUCCCUGGCCACCCUGUGCCACAAGACCAUCGACGACACCCUGCUCACCGUCAGGCUCUACGAGAGCGCCAGGCUGGAGUACGACGCGUACCGGACGGACCUGGAGGAGCUGACCCAGGGCACCCAGGGCAACGCCAUUUCUUCCAAGAUGGACGAGGCCCAGCGUAACUUUGCCCUGCACAAGGACAAGUACGAGAAGCUCAAAGCGGACGUCACCAUCAAGAUGAAGUUCCUCGAGGAGAACAAGGUGAAGGUGAUGCACAAGCAGCUGCUGCUGUUCCACAAUGCGGUGUCUGCCUACUUCUCGGGGAACCAGGCCUCCCUGGAGGCCACCCUGAAGCAGUUCAACAUCAAGGUGAAGAACCCGCCGGGAUCCUGGCUCGAGCAGUGAGGGCUACGGCCCGCCCCCGCGGUCUUCGCUCGCCUUCCGACGGGCGUGCCUCCCAAAGAGUGCCGGGUACUGCCAGCUAACGGCUGUGGCUAAAGAGUGGCUAGAGUGACGACCAUCCCGGAAGUUUGUGCCGGCUAAAGGGUGUGGCUAAAGUGACUUCUUAGCCAGUAGCCCGUGCUGGCUAGAGCUUGGCUAAAGAAUGUGGCCAAAGCGACGCUUCAUGGUUGGUUGACUGUGCUGACUAAAGCAACGCUUUAGCCACUUUAGAAAAUGAGGUUCGGAAGAAAAAAAUCGGAUUGGCUUUCUACGGGAUUGUUAGUCGUAGUAGGCUUUCCAGGUAUACUCGAGUAGAAACGGGUCGGCAAACUUGUGUGUUGUCUGUUAACGUUUGUUUUUGUUAACAAUUGUAUUUUGACGGGCCAAGUCAUUAAUUGCCGUUUUGUUGCGCGAAAACUAGCAGCAAUCCAUUGGGCCGCUUGUCCUUUGUUGUGACCAACUAAAAUAGAGGCGGUUGAUUUUUUUUCUUUGUUACUAUUUUUUUUAUUAUAUAUAAAUGUUUCUUCCCAAAAGUUGUGUUUUUGGAAGCUGAGUUAGGUUGUUAAAAGGUUUCUUUUUUUCUCUGUGUUUCAUCGCUUGCUUUUGUCAUGUGUGACAUUAUUAAGGUAUCAAUUUCUUUACACACAUCUGGACUCUUGUCUACCGUGCAAUACCAAGCAAGUGCCCGCCCUAAAGUUCGAGAUAAUCGGGAAGACGUUGGUAUUGGCAUUACCGCUUUGCAAGCCCUCGAUACACCCCUCGCUCAUGCUUAAAACUUUUUAAAGUAGGAGAUUGGUGCUUUUUGCGAAGUGGGAGGCUGUUGGUUAUUUUAGGGUAGCCAUGGUUUUCUGGUCGUACAUAAUUUUCUUGCCUCGAGGUUUCCAUUAAUCUAAAGAAAAUGGAAAAUGAAAUCGCCCGCUUGCAGUUUUAAAAAAAUACUGUGGGGUACAUAGAUUUAAUGCCUUCCAUAUUUUUUUAGCAGAAAACGAAGGGUACCCGGUAGCCGACAAAAAAUCUUGUCGAAAAGGACGCACUUCGGUUCUUUUCACCCACCGCCACAGAAGAUGCGUGGAAAAGUGAUGUGCGGCGAGCCGACAUUUCGUGCUUCUUUCGUUGCCGCCCGUCUUCUUUUUUCUCCUCUCUGUGCUUUUGGGCGAUGUGCAACUUUGGUUUGCACUUGAGGCUUUUUUGUGCUCGUCUUUUUUUUUUUUUUCAAAGUGUUGGUUUUUUGGGAGAAGUUUGUUUUGCCAACCUUAAGAAAUUUCCAGGCCUGGUGGUGCGAGCCCAGUGUCGAAGCUAAGGAAGCGACGCGUCGGAACUGACAUUCUUGGUGAGAGCUUUUGAAAGGUACCCAGCGGUGCGUUUACGCGGCGCAGGUGGUACCGGUUGUCUCUAAACAGAAACUGAGUCGGGUGAAUGCUCCAACGUAAGGCGCGAGAGACUCGUAGCUGUUGUUAGCUUUGAAGCUACCCCGUGAGGAGUCGGAAAUGGGGUGCCCGUCCUCUGGGUGACUCGCGCAAAAUCUCCAAUGCCCGGCGGUCGGAAAAGAAAGCCGUGGCGGCGACCUUCGGCAACCCGACCGGAAGGCCGCUGGGCAAUGUCCGGCAUGUGCCGGAAAUUGUCCGUGGCUGAGCAAUUGCUUCGAAUUUCUGAGCCCCCUACUGCAACGUCUGCCGUAACUAUUGUAUAAGCUACUUGAAGUGGCGCCUAGCGUAGGCUGGCUCAUUUCUCCGCUUGCGAGUAUUUCAGACGCCGCCGUACUUGGUCUCACCCUACGACGACGGAAUGCAGCCAAAUCUAAAGCUAAAGUCGAGGCAAGAGGUACGGGCUGCCGAGUUUAGUCGCAAACCGGUUAGAAACUGUGUGCUACGGCGUAUAUGUUGAGCGCAAGUUCGUCUGCUUCUUGCACAGAGGUUGUUAUGAUGUCAGAAUGGUGAGCUCUUAUUGGCUGAUUGACAAAAAUAGUGGGUAGACCUCAAGGCAUCUAGCAUUAAGGUCUACCCACUAUCCUUCAAAUCAAAGCCGAGCUGAAUUCAGCGUCUCUUUGACGUCACCGCAACCCCUGUGCAAGAAGCAGACGAUUUGCUCUCCACGGUGCCCCGACGUGCAUAUCUGUGCACGAAUGACCACGUCAAAGCAAUGUACCAUUAGCAUGCUUACUAAUUUGCUCAUGAUUAGACCUGAGAGCUCGUAGUUUUGGCUUUGGCUUGGGCUUUGGCUGCAGUCCAUCGUAGGGCGAGACCAAGUACAGAACAAGUGUUCUCACGUGUCUAGGUUUUUUUUUAGAUAAUUUUGCCGGUUAGCUCGGAACGUCUGGUUGUGAAGCACUGAGGGUUGUUGAGACGGAUUUGGCACUGGUUGUAUCAGUCAGUGUUCCUUUUUUGUUUUUUUCACUGCCACUGCGAAGCUGGCAGUUUUUUCAACAGUGGUUUAACAUUCCCCUCCAAACAUAUCAGUGAGGAAAGUGGCAUCAUUGUAGCCGUUGUCUGCAGCAUUGUUGUUACGCGUGUACGGAGUGGGUCACGUGCAUAAUAUACUGCGGGAGUCUAGUCUCAAAGCCAGUGGGCUGCCGCGCAUCGUGAAGCUAGAGUUUUGCUGUCAUCUUUUGUGGAAACGCUGGGAGGCAAACUAGGCUUAGUCAAAAGCGGCGAGCAAACAUUGGCAUCUCUAAAAACCAGUUUAAAAAUGUCGUUGAAAUUGGGAUCUUUUCAGCAAAAGUGGCAAGUGUCUACUCUCUACGGUUAUGUUCGCGGCAGCUGCACCGAAAUUGGCCAACAUUUCGUCACUUGUGUUUCACGAUUACUUUUCUCGUUUAAUUGCCAAAAUAUAGUGUGGGCAGUUAAGCUACUUCGUGAUUGGCUUCCGUAAUCAACAACCCUUUAGGCGGUAAAAGAAAUGGCUAAUUUCUGGCUUAGGUCUAGGUAGAUUUGCGCCGAGAAAUUCUUAAUCGUGAGUUGGUUGAAGGGUUUAUUCAGUUAAUUGAGGUUCUAAUGAUAUAUUUGACCCAUAGCUUAGUUUGUUUAUGCUUAUUGUCAUUUAUCAUUCGGUAACAUUACUCUUACUGUUUCGUUGUGUCAGUAGGGUCGAAGAAAACUGAUAAUCAGGGUGGCCGUACGUGCUGCAACGAAUUUGGGAAAGUUGUAUUUCUGUAUAUAGACUUAACUGGCGAGGCAUUGCUGUAAAAACCACGGAACAGACGCUUGGGUUUAUUCACUUUAUGCUUGUGCAUAGGUUGCAUUGUUCGUAAAAGUGGCUUUGUGUGGUCACGCCUUUUAGACUCGGACUGAAAGUCAAGUCACAACAUCUUUACGAAUCGGUUACACUGUCAGACGGUAGCACAGCACAUAAAAUAACUGUUGCGAUACAUUUGUCUUCGACUCAUACUCAAGGUUCAGCUUUGCCACUUUAGCUAGCGACGGGGCUGCUAGCUGGAUUGGGUUACAAGCCGAAAGGGGGCGCCAGCUGUCGUUCAGCGAUUCGUUCGUUGUCAGAAUGUAAUCGGUUUCUUUGGUUUUUCUCCUUUUUUCCUAUCUUUUGCAGUUGCACUAAAGCAGACAACACUGGCGUUCGGUGUGCCGUCUCUAUUGUCCCGUCCUGGUGAAAGAAAAAAUAAAACUCAAAAGAUAGCGGACGGCACCAUAACCAAACGUGAAGACGGAGAGCGCUUUGAUGCGGGCCUUGGUUUCUUUAUAUUUAGGUUUCUUAUUAUUUUUUCAUCUUCUUGCAAACACACCUAGUCAUCUUUUGAAAUUAAGCUCUGCACUACUUUCUUAUUUCUGAGAGCAUUUUUUUUUUUCGUUCUGAUUUUUUGGCGAGAUUUGCGACUGUACAUAGCGUGCUCGCAAACACUUUUGAGGCCUCAGUUUUGCGAGCUUGUUCGUGUCAUCGUCUAACGUGGCGUAGACGAGCUCGUUGCGCUGGGGAGAGAGCGCACAAAGUGCGGAGGGGCCGGGAGUGUGGCGUCACUCGGACACAAAUUGUGCCGCCCAGACCAGUCAGAAUCUGCGACGCACUCGCGAUUAAAAGUGUGGGGUCGCCAGGUAAUGCAUUGUAGAAAAGGUUCAAAGGGAAAACCUUUUUUUUUUUCUUUAAGAAAUGCUCGCACCUCGUUUUGAGUAAGAUGUGCCUUUUCAAACGUCUCGUUUUCUCCAAUUCGGCAAAAAGGAUGAGCGAUUCCUCAUUCAGCUGUAAACUGGCUGUUGAGAAACACCGCAGUCGUGCAGCCUUUUUGUUUCCCUGGAAUUUCCCAUCGCGGUUGGGAACUUUGUCAAAGGGAUUGCGAGCAGGCGGACAACUUCCCGACAAGCGUUCCCAGAUUCCUUGCCGAAAGCCGCCAAUCCAGCUCGUGGCACACUUGCCAAUUCCCAAGUCUGUUCUAGAAUGCAUCGCCACUUUUACUCGAAACUGUCAAUAUUUCUCACACGUGGUGGUCCGGGUUUGGGCGAGUUUGUUCGAGCGCGAGACCGAUGAUAAACUUGUAACAGGACAUGUCCGGUGCUUUGCGGCGCGUUCGACGGCCGCUCCGCCGCCGAACCGUUGUUGGCUCGUCGCGGCACUUGACUUGCCUGAAAAUUGUCCGAUGCCGCUCUGGUUCAAGCAUUUUUGUUUGGACGCAUUUUCUGUUUUGUGCCGGUUUUUUUGUAAGAGCCUUGACCCAUGACCUGUUCUGGCUUGCCUCGGUUCCGAGUGCCAUAUGUUUUGCCCUUGCUUCCCCGCCCCCCGAUCGGUACGCCGUAAAGCGGAUUAAUAAAAAAACAAAUUGAAUGGACACACUAAAA